CGCGGCUGAAGGCGUUGAUUGGUUGUGAGCGCGGGCCGCGAGGGGUGCUAGUGCUUUGGUGGGGCCUCGGCGCUCUCUCGGGGUGUAGGGAAGGGUCGAGCAGCGAUGGCGUGGUUGUCUGGGCCCUGCUGAGCCGGGCCCGGCUCUGCGCUCGUCCCCCGUUCCCCCUGCCGCGCGGGUUGGGUUCGCCCUGCGCGCUGGUAGCGCCCGCAGCUGUCGCCGCCCGGAGGUGGCGGGGCGGCCGCGGCGAUGAUGAAGGGGGCGCUGGGCAGCCCGGUGGCCGCCGCCAUGCAGGAGAGCUUCGGCUGCGCCGUCGCCAACCGCUUCCACCAGCUGCUGGACGAUGAGUCCGACCCCUUCGACGUCCUGCGCGAGGCCGAGCGCCGCCAGCAGCAGCGUAGGAAGCGCGAUGAGGCGGCGGCCGCCGCUGGCGGCAGGAAACCCGGCCCCGGCCAGAGACCCGGCCCCGCCGCCGGCAAGAGGGAGUCCCAGAAAGAGCGCAAGGUCCUGCAGCCCGAGAGCCCCGCGGCGCCCGGAGCCCCGCCGCAGCCGGGUCAGAAGCGAGCUCCUAAAAGGGGAGAACAACAAGGAUGGAAUGAUAACAGGGGAACGGAGGUAAAACAAGACAAAGCUGAAUGGAGACCAUCUUUUAGGGAAUACCGUCCCUAUGAAAAGGAGAGACAAGUGGAGUUCACAGUAGAAAAGCCAGUUGACAGAUUUGACCGGGAAAGACCAAUGAGAGGUCGUGGGGGAGGAAGAGGUGGAAUGCGAAGCCGAGGAAGAGGUGGUGGGAUGAACAGAAGUCUUAAUGGCUAUGACCAAAGAGGGAAACGGGAAUUUGAAAGACAGAGUGGGAGUGAUAAAACAGGAAUCAGAACAGAAGACAAAAGGGGUGGAAGUGGAGCUCGGAACUGGGGAACAGUUAAAGAUGAUCUGAGUGAGAUGGAACAGACUGCUCCAGUGGAAGAUACUGCAGAAACAGAGGAUCACCAAGGGGCACCUGAAGGAGAACCUCUGACCAAAGUUGCUGAAGGGGAGCCAGUGGAAGAAGUAGCAGCUCAAGAAAUGACGUUAGAUGAGUGGAAAAAUCUGCAGCAACAGAGUCGACCAAAGCCUGAAUUCAACAUCCGGAAGCCAGAAUCCACUGUUCCUUCCAAAGCAGUGGUGAUUCACAAGUCAAAGUAUAGAGAUGAUAUGUUAAAGGAGGAUUUUGAGGAUGACUCCCACAUCUUCCGAAAAGCAGCUAAUGAUAUAACUUCUCAGCUGGACAUUAACUUUGGGAAUCUUCCUCGUCCCGGGCGUGGAGCCAGAGGAACACGAGGAGGUCGUGGACGUGUCAAAAGAGUUGAAGAUACUGGGCCUAGACCAGAAGUGGUGACACAAAUCAUUGCUCCAAAUCCUGAUGACCCUGAGGAUUUUCCUGCUUUAGCCUGAAAGAACUGUUCUGAAUGACAGCAUCUCAAAGUAGCUGUGAAGAGACCAGUUUUAUGUUGCUGUGGAAAAGGAUCAUCUGAGUCUGAAGGAAAAACGGAUUUUUUUUUUUCUUGUGUGAAAUGAUUGCACUUCUGUGGUAUUGAGGGAAGGGGGCUCUGGAGAUAUCAGUGAACUGGGAUCUUGCAACAGAUUCCAGCACCUCCUAUUGGGAUAACUGUGUGAAGGCUUAUGGUAUUAUACUCAAGGGAUUUCAAUAAAGUUCAACAGUACAGUGUUAAAAAUGUGUAUAUAGAGAUUAUUUAGAAUUUUCCAUGAAAGCACAGUGAAAUGUAAGCUGUACAACAUGGUCUGCUAUUGGAAAUCUGUAGCAAACCCUUGUAGACACUUGAAAGCUGCUUUCCCUACUCCAUUGAGUGAAAUGUACCUUUGCAUAUUUUAAGCAGUUAUACCGCAAUUUUCAUAAGUUGACAAAUAAAGAAAACUGCUAAUUGG
Chelonia mydas (Green sea turtle) is the source of this 1926-nucleotide messenger RNA. It is a transcript of the gene HABP4, whose product is annotated as hyaluronan binding protein 4. Gene Ontology annotation, cellular component: nucleus; cytoplasm. The record is from RefSeq and is a predicted model, not a curated record. NCBI's taxonomy places the organism in Eukaryota, Metazoa, Chordata, Testudines, Cheloniidae. Gene Ontology annotation, biological process: positive regulation of RNA splicing; positive regulation of translational initiation. Gene Ontology annotation, molecular function: RNA binding. The transcript is spliced from 8 exons. The coding region runs from base 250 to 1434 and encodes 394 amino acids.